AUGUUUAGAUUGGUUUGUCCCUGUCCCCUUCACCUGUCCACUUACUCUUGUACUUGUCUCCUCCCUCCCCUCCCUUACACUUUCCCUCCCUUCCUCUCUCCCUCCCUCCCUCCCUUCCCUCCCUCCCUUGCUCCCUCCUCCCUUCCCUCCCUCCCUCCCUUCCCUCCAUCCCUUCCCUCCCUCCCUCCUCCCCGCCCACCAGAGAGCGCCCUGGAGCGAGCACCAGUGGACGAGAGUGUGCUGCUGAUGAAGUUCUACCAGCUGUCGUUGGGGUCGGCGCGGCAGCUGCUCACAGCAGCGCAGGGCGAGCUGCCCUUCGAGGUGAACGAGCAGGAGGCGCUCAUCGUGCACUACUUGGGGAGCCUCUUUGUGCUCGGCCGCUCCGGCACCGGCAAGACCACCAUUUUCACCCACCGCUUGCUGCGCCUGGAGCGGAUGUUUCUUCGAGCCAUGGGGGAGCGUGGCCAGUUGGGUCCUGCUGUGGAGACUGGGAGUGGGGUUAGUGGGAGGGGAAGCGCGGUUCGUGCGCGCGUGGGGGGAGAGGGAGGACGAGGGAAGGCGGUGGGUGAAGGGAAGGGGGGUAGAGAGGAAGGAGGGGAGGACGGGGAGGGCAGGGAAGCGAGGGGUGUGGGGACGCUGCGGCAGGUGAUUGUGACUCUGAGCUCGAGGCUGUGUGCUGCGAUUCGCCACCACGUGUACAAAGUUAGACGAACCAUGCUGGAAGCAGAUGCCAUCCUCCCUGCCGGCACCGCACCUCCAAACACAGCCGCGGGCGGGCAGGAGCAGGAGCAGCAGCAGGGAGAAACAGGGGAGGUGGAGGAGCUUUUACUAUCGGAAGAAGCAGAGGAGAAACUCGUGGGAGAUUUGCCCGAGUCUCUCGACGAGGUGCAGCCUGAUGCCUAUCCCCUAGUGCUGACUUUCAAGAAGCUUCUCAACAUGGUCAAUGCCACGCUGGCACGGCCGUUCCAGCCGGACGGGGUGAAGGCUGGUGGUGGGUGGCAUGGGAAGACGGCGACGGGUGGUGGGUGGAAGAGGGGGGAGUAUAGGGCUCAGGGUGCUGGGGAGAAGGGUGGCAAUGGCAGUGACGUCGAUGGGAGCGAGUAUUUUUCACAGGAUGGUGAUGAUGAAGAUGAAGAGGAGGAAGAGGAGGAUGAGGAUGAAGAGGAUGAGUGGGGCCCAUCGUACCAUCAGUCACACUGGCACAGGGAUAGGGCGCAAGGCACAAGGGGAGCCAGCAGCAACAACGCCGGCUACAGCACCACUGGGGUGCUGUCUCUACCUGAAGAGGUGGACUAUGACCGUUUCGAGUCCCUCUAUUGGCCUCAUUUCAACACAUCCGUGACUCGCAAGUUCGACGCCUUGCUGGUCUACAAGGAGUUCUUCUCGCACAUCAAAGGCUCCCUGCACGCCCUCAGGUCGCCCCGGGGGCGCCUGUCUCAGGAAGCAUACGUAGCCCUCUCACACACCCGCACUUCAAGCUUUGAUGAGGCGCAGAGGGAGGUGAUCUAUGGGCUGUACUCGCAGUAUGAGAGGAUGAAGCGGCAGAGGAGGGACCACGAUCUAUGUGAUUAUGUGUACCACGUGCAUAGGGAGCUGGCACGAGGAGCCACUAGGAUCUGCACGCCUGCUUCUCUUGCUGCUGCAGCUGCCACUACUGGCACUGCUGCCAACGCUGCUGCCAUGGGCGCUGCUUCUCGUGCCACCAACAGGUCUGUUGCCUCUCGCGGUGGCGGUGGUGGUGGAGAUGACAAAGUUCGCUGUGGCCCGCCCUUCCAGUAUGUGUAUGUGGACGAGGUGCAGGAUUUGACCCAGGCGCAGAUAGCCAUCCUGUGCUUCCUCUGCGCCAACACCUCUGAUGGGUUUGUCUUUGCGGGGGACACGGCGCAGACCAUUGCGAGGGGGGUGGAUUUCCGGUUUCAGGACAUCCGGAGGCUGUUCUACGAGCUGUUUCUGGGGAGGAAGGUGGAUGUCGUGGGGGAUGCAGGGAGUGAGGGGGUGGAGGGCGGAGGAGGUGGGGGUGCUAGCAGUGGUGGUGCUGCUGGUGGCGCGGGGGAGAGAGAGAGUGGGACAGAGGAGGGGCGCGGACGGGAGAAGCAAGGGAGGUGGGCAGGGGCAGCAGCCGCGCGAGGCAAGCACAAGGUGUCUGGCAAAGGGAGGAGGAUGCUCGAAGAGGUGGGGAGUGGAGCAGCAGCAGCGUCAGCAGCAACACUGACUGUGGUGCGUCUGGCUGAUAGUGUGGUGCGCGUGCUGCUGCACUUCUUCCCCCACGCUGUGGACCGCCUUGCACCGGAGUUCAGCCUCAUUGAUGGGGAGGCGCCCGUGUUCCUGGAUGCUAUGGAGGGAGACGAUAUCGUCACGCAGCUGUUUGGGAAGAAGGGCGCGAUUGGUGGCGGAGGGUGCGAGUUUGGAGCAGAGAAGGUCAUAUUGGUGCGCGAUGCGGAAAGCUGCACAGAGCUGGUGAAGCGGAUCGGGUCAAAGGGACUCGUGCUCAGCGUGCACGAGUGCAAGGGGCUGGAGUUCCAUGAUGCCCUGGUGUACAAUUUCUUCUCGGGCUCGCCUAUGGCGUCCAGCUGGCGGCUGCUGUACCACUACAUGCGCGACCACUCGCUCAUCCCCUCCGCUGAGGACGGCUCUGGCCGCUGGCAGUGCCCCUCCUUUGACCCCAAGCGGCACAACCUCCUGUGCAGUGAGCUGAAGCAGCUAUACGUGGUGCUAACACGAGCGCGGCAGCGGCUGUGGAUAUACGAGGAGGACGAGGGGGCGAGGCGGCCGGCCAUGGACCUGUGGGGAGCCAUGGGCGUGGUGGCAGUGAAGGCACUCACGGCCGACCUUCUCAUGUCCAUGCACACAGAAUCGUCGCCCGAGGGGUGGCAUAAAAGGGGCACUAAGCUGUUCAACGCAGCCCAGUUCGAGGCAGCAGUGCUCAGCUUUGAGCGAGCAGGCGACGAGCACAGUGCAGCGGUGGCACGGGCAGCGCUGCUGCAGCAGACAGCCAAGAGGCUACAGGGCACGGACCCCAAGAAGGCCAGCAAGAUGUUUCAGGACGCCGCAGACGCGUUUCUGAAAGUGGACAAGCCGAGGGAUGCCGCCCGGUGCUUGAUCAGUGCGGGCAAGAUGAAGCAAGCAGGUGAGGAACGGUGGAGUGAGGUGGAUGAGAUAGGGGGAAGGGACGUGAAGGAAGAGGGCAGGGGUGGCGAUGUGUAUCGGGACAGGUGUGUGCCACCCAUGUGGGUGAAAUCAGGGGAGUGCUACGAGCUCGCAGCGAUGGCAGAGGAAGCAGCACAGUGCUUUGCACAAGUGUGGGAGGGACAGGUUGAGGAGGGAAUGAGAGCAGUGAAAGUAAAGCAAAACCAGCAAGGCCAGCAGCUGCAGCAGCAGAAGCAGGAGGAGGAAGAGGAAAAGAAGUGGAAGCAGCGAGAAAGGCUGGUCAUUCGAAAGAACGCAGAGUUCCUGCAGCAGGCUGCUAUGUUAUACUAUCGCAAGAAGAACACGAGCGAGGUGAUGAUAUUUGUGCAUCAGCUCCCCUCGCUGGCAAAGAAGCGGCAGUUCCUCGAGAGGCGAGACUUCUUCGGUGAGUUGCUCCAGAUUGAGAUAACUGAGGGGAAUUUCCAGCGGGCAGCUGAAAUGAUGCUCAAGAAAGGAGACAUGGUUGGGGCAGCAAGAAUGUUUCUUGGGCAGAAGGAAUGGGGGCCGGCGUUUGAGUGUGCGAUGGGUGCGGCUCGUGUCGUGAGCAUGUGGGCGAAUCAGAAUAAGGGAUGGCCAUUGAAUGUUCGGGAGCGGAAGCAAGAGAAGGUUGAGAAGCAAGAGGUGAUAGCGGAGACCAGGAAAGCCAAAUUGCCGCUAGGAUUGGGAAAGGAGGAUGAGGGAAAGAGGGUUAAAGUGAAAGCAGAAAACGGUGAAGCUGUUCCAAACGCAUGGGAGGCGAGGGCUGAUGCGGAUGAGAGUGAAACAGAAGUCCAGGGCAAGAUAGACGCUCCAGAGGGAGGGGGAAAGCAGCAGAAAGCGGAAACGCAGGAGAAAGCGGAAAAGCAGGAGGGCGUGGAGAGGAAUGUAGGUGAAAAUAUAGAUGCGACUAUGGAUGCGCUGGAGACAGCUGUUGCCUUGUGGGUGUGGGAGAGGAAGGACAGGGAGCAGGGAAAGGACGUGAAAGAUCUAGAAGAGGGGAGUUCAGUCGGAUUGGGGAUUCAAGGACUGGGUGGGGUGUCAGGGAGGGAGGGCGGGGAGGUGGAUGAGAGGGAGGGCUUGGAGGCUUUCACGCUGCUGUGGCUGCGGGAUUUCCACGCUCUGGCCAGUGCAACUGGGCGUGGGAGGCAGGUGGACUCGGGUGGGGAAGAGAUGGACAAAUGGUGGCAGCUGCUGAUUCGGUGCCGUGCGGAUGAGCUGCUUGGUAUGGUGGGUGCGAUGGGGAAAGGCGCUCUGGGAGGUGAGUCUGCAGGGCAAGCGGGGGUGGUACCCGAGGAAGGGGAGGAAGAGGAGGAGGAUUUGGGAUUGGGUGAAAGGAGUCUUGCUGCUGAAGUGCUGGUGAGCUGGAAGGGUCUCUUGUUGAGCAUCCAGCGAGCCAAAGCAUCUCUUUCUCAUCACGCCAGCACCUCCCUUCCUCGCUCAAGUGCCACACCCUCUGCCCCAAUACUCCCUUCUCCCGCCAAGCCUGCUGCUAACCAGCCCUCUCGGCCAUCGCCUGGAGCAGCAGCAGCAGUUGUGACUCUUCGGCCCGAAUGGCAGGCAGUAAACCAAGGAGCUCCACAGCAGUUGCAGCAGCAGGAGCAAGCGCAGAAACAGAAGCACCAAGAGGAGUUGCCGUUUGAGGUGGAAUGGAGGGAGGUGAAGGUGUGGUGGGGGCGGUGGAGUGAAAGAGUUGCAGCCAUGGUAUCAGCACUGCAGAGACUGCAGAGGCGCAGAGAGCUACCCUCAUAUGCGCCCUGGCUAGAUGCCACCUUCCACCUGCUCGCUGUCUCCUCCCCUGCUUCCUCCUCCUCCUCCCACUCCACCUCCCACGUUCUCGCCUCCUCCUCUGCCCAGUCCUUUCUGGUCGGCCUGUCAUCUGCUCAUUGGCUGAACCCUGUGCAAGCAGCAGUUAGCCACCUGCCGGAUCAGGGCACGCGGGGGGAGGUAGCAAGAGAGGCUGCAGCCAGGGCAGGUGCUAUCUACUGGGCAAGGCAGGCAAGUGAGAUGGUCAAGGAAUGUGCGGCUGUGAUGCAGCAAGCUAUGAGAUCUCUGGAGAAGGGUUUGCUCGGUAGGAGGGAGCGUGGUGCGGCAGGUGAUAAGAAGCGAGCCAGAGAGCUGCACUUGCAGCUUGAGCUUUGGGUGGAAAUCCACGCGUUGCUUCAGUUUGCAAUAGAUUUGUGUGGGGGUGGGAGGCAAGAGCAGAAUCUGCAGCAGGGAGAGGAACAGAGCAGCCAGGUGCAAGGGGCAGGCCGGGUGGGUGAGGAGGGGGGGAUAGCGCAAAUGGCAGGGGACGUGGAGAUAUGGAAAGAACAGCAGGAGAGAGCGACCUUGUGGCUGCUCUUGUUGCUCUUCCCUGUGACGAGCCCUCUCCCUCGCUCCGUGGCAUUUGUGUGGUGCUACUGGGAUGUGAAUGGUUUCGUUUCCUUUCCAGUGUUCCUCAGCUUGGCAGAAAGAGCAGCAGUCCAUACGUGUGCAGCCAUCACGAAUCUGGAGAAUCUCGUCAUUCCCACCUCCCUCGCUUCCCUCCACCUAGAAGGCCAGCACUACUCCAACCUCUGCACCCACAUGCUUAUGUGGAGUGGUGUGGCUCCAGCGGAACGUGGCUCCCUCUUCCUCCGCCUCCUUGUUCUUGUUGCCGUCUCUGUCUGCAAUGUCGACCGUCACCACGGCCAUGAGUUCUUCUCCUACCUUGUAGACCACCUCCUGAUCCUCUUCUCCCCUCUCGACCGGCUCCCCAACCCGCUCAUCUCCACCCUUCCUCCAAAACUAUACUACGAUCUCAAGAACAUGUUCAGGAGGGAUAAACCCGCACCAGGGUACCGGGUUCCACUGCUGGGUGGUAACACUGAGAAUGCAGCCGAUGCUGUUGCGGCCGCUGCUGUUGAUGAGGAGGAGGAUGGCGGUGCUGGUGAUGGUACGGUUGGUGAGGAAGGAGCUGGUGCUGAAUCUGGUGCCGGAGCCGACUCAGACUCAACAACAGAGGCAGCGGUGGCACCUCAAAGCGGAGAGAGUCUAGAGCAGGGGGAUGAGUGGGGUGGUGAUGAAGAGGGGAAGGCAGGUACAGUUGGUGGUGCUGGGAAGCACGUGGGGAAGGAGUUGAAGAAUGCGCAGCUGCAGACCGACGAGCGGGAGGAGGUGGACGGUGUCAAGAUCGCGCUGAGGAUCACACAGCAGCUGCGCAGCUGCCUGCACCAGGUUGACAUGGACGCGUUUCUGGCCCUGAUUCAGGAGGGUGUGAGGCAGCUGAAGCAGCUGCUGCAGCAGGGGGGCUCGGGCACAGGACAGGGCCAGCAGGAGCGGAAAGGGCAGGGGCGUGGGUGGUCAGAGGAGGAGGCGGAGAAGCAUGAGCAGCUGUUGGAAGAGGCUCUGGAUGCAGAAGAAUCACUUGCGGCUGCAACCAGUGCCGUCCACCAUUCGCACGCUGGUCAUGCGUCUGCCUCUGUGAGUUGGCUCCACAGCACAGCCAUUGGUCCCCUCUCCAACCUCCUCUCCCAGCACAAGGCUCUGGAGCACCGGCUCAAGCAGCUGCUGCACUCCACAGAGAAGGAAGGGGCAAGUGCACAGGGUGGUUCUGGAAAGGGGAGUGGGAGGGUGAAGCAAGAGGGAAGCAGUGGGGUGCAGGAGCCUGGAGGAGGGAAAGGGAAGGGGAAGAAGGGAGCGGGCCGCAGUGGAGGGAAGGAUGGUGGCAAAGGAGGGAAGAAGCAACGAGGGGGCAGGUCAAGGAGGCGAUAUUGA
Molecule: messenger RNA, 6900 nt
Organism: Closterium sp. NIES-65
Lineage: Eukaryota; Viridiplantae; Streptophyta; Zygnematophyceae; Desmidiales; Closteriaceae
Source: the annotation of a GenBank genome assembly